CCAUUCCUGCCCUUACCUCUCUCGAUCCAGCAACGUCCAAAUCUGAUCGGCUCGGUUCUUGUAAUUCCCGUUCCGACGAACUCUCACCAAUGAAAACCUAGAAGACUUCCUGUCCCCCUUCCGCAUCCGCGACCCCGUUGUAGGUUGCUAGAAAUCGAGCUCUCCCGGACCAGACCCUGUUCGAAUUCGUUCCGAAAUGGGGAAGAACCAGGCGUACAAGGCCAUGCAGAGAGCCCGGGUGGGCUCCAGCUCGGCCGUUCCCGACCAGAUUGAGGAUGGCAUGGUGGAUGGUUCAUUUCAUUCACCAGCUUGGCAUGCUGCUCGUUUGGCAAGCCUUAAUACUCACACAGUCACUUGGGAAGAAUUCAAACAGAAGCAGAAGGAAGAAGAGAUCAAGAAGGGGCAAGUGGAAAAAGACAAAGAUAAGAUGAUGAGAGAGUACAGAGCGCAGCUGGAUGCUGAAAGGGCACGCAAGCUUGCCCAUGGAAGAAACCACUCUAGUAGUAAAUCUAAGCGGAAAAAGGAUCGAAAGGAGAAAGAUGAAAGGAAACGCAGCAGCAAGAGAAAGAGGUCAAGGAGGAGAUCUUCAGAUUCUAGCUCCUCAGGCUCUUCUGAUUAUUCAAGUGAUGAAGAAGAAGAGAGGGAAUCCAAAAGAUCGAGGUCCAGGUCUAAAAGAAAUAAAAAGGAGAAGAAGCACCGGUCUAGCUCCUCAAGCUCAUCUUCUGAUCAUUCAAGUGAUGACGAAGAAGAGAGAGAAUCUAAAAGGUCCAGGUCCAGGUCUAAAAGAAAUAGAAAGGAGAAGAAGCACCGGUCAAGAAAACAGAGUGGCAGCGUUGAUGAAGAAACCGGUCCUGUACCACUCUCAAGAUUCUUCGAAAGUGUGAAGAGUUAGCAGUUUUGCUGCGUAGCCUGCAUGCCUUGUACUUGUAAAGAUUAUCCUCCUAAAACAGGAGAGGAGUUGAUGACUUGAUUGUUUCACUUAUGCAUUUGUUAAUCCUGAUUUUAUCAGCCAUCGAUAUCCCAUUUGCACCUCAAGUUCUACUUCUAGCCUUUCCGUAAUGGGAUGUAAGAAUGGUUGAAACUCUUAUAUUGGAAUUAGAAUAACAUGGCUGCGGAGCUUUGCAGAGCUAAA
This is a messenger RNA of Eucalyptus grandis, 1132 nucleotides long. Its product is annotated as pre-mRNA-splicing factor 38B. The record is from RefSeq and is a predicted model, not a curated record. Lineage: Eukaryota; Viridiplantae; Streptophyta; Magnoliopsida; Myrtales; Myrtaceae.